CUUUAAAGAAAGGCAGAGGGUGAAAGGAAGCGGGAGAGGAGAAGAAAGAGAAGCCGGGCGGCGAGGCGCCGUCCAAUGACAAAGCCCAGGGGUGGGCGCCGGCCGCCAUCUUGCACCGGCGGCGGGAUCGCCCGCGUCCUCCGCCCUCGGAGGGGGAGGGGCGGCGGCCGAGGCGAGAAAAGUAGCGACAGGCGCGCCGGGCGGUAGGCGCCUUCAGCGGCCGCCGCCGCGGAGCCGGCCGGGCGCGGGGGGAGGCGGCGGCGGGGCCCGGCGGGCGCAGGCGGCCCCGAGCGGCCUCCGAUGCGGCGCUCCGGGAAGAGGCGGCGGCCCCCGGCGGCCCCGGCCUCGGCCUUCCGGGGCGGCGGCGGGAGGGCCGGGGCCGGGCUGGCGGCGCAGGAGGAGAAGGUGGUGCACUCGCGCUCGCAGCUGUCGCUGGCCGACACCACCAAGGCGCUGGGCGAAGCCUUCAAGCUGUUCAUGCCCCGCAGCACGGAGUUCAUGAGCUCGGACGCGGAGCUCUGGGGCUUCCUGUGCAGCCUCAAGCACCAGUUCUCCCCGCACAUCCUGCGCAGCAAGGACGUCUACGGCUACGCCUCCUGCCGGGCCCUGGUGCCCGACCCCCCAGCGCCCCGGGCGCGCAGGCCGGCGCGGGGCCGCGCGGCCCGGAGGGCGGCCCGGAGGAGGCGCCGCGGAGUCCGGGCGGCCGCCGCCCGCAGGAGGAAGAAGCCGCCGCCGCCCCCGCCGCCCCCGCCGGCGCCCGGGGAGACCCGCGCCGCGGAGCCCGGGCCCCUCGGCGCCUGCUUCGGCGGCCGCACCCUGGAGGAGAUCUGGAGGGCGGCCACCCCGACGCUGACCAGCUUCCCCACCAUCCGCGUCGGCGGCGACGUGUGGGGCGAGCGCAGCCUGGCGGCCGUGCGGCGCCGGGCGCGCCAGGUCCUGCGCGUGAACCUGGAGCCCGUGGUGAGGCUCCGCCGCUUCCCGGUGCCUCGGGCGUGAGCGGCAGCCGCCCGCCCCCGGACGGAGCCCCGCCGGGAGGGACGAACAGGUGUCAGUCGAGUGUUUACAGAUGCGGCCGGACUCGGGCCCCUUGUGCACUUUACGGGCGAAGCAGCCGCCGGAGGUGCGCCCUGGACGCGGCGCCGCCGUCUGGGACCCCGGGCUGUGCGCCCUCCGCUGCCCCUCGGCGCCCGGUCUGCGGGGGGAGGAGGCCGCUGGACCCUCCGAAGGGCCCCCCUUCCUUCUCCCCCCGACGGGGACGUCCCCGGGACCGCGGGGCAGGCCCCUCCUCUCCCCUUCGGACUCUACCUCACCGGUCUGGAAGCCCUCCGAAGAGUCAUUCUUUUUCCAAAGGAAUUUGGUUCCGCGCUCGUGUCAUAAGUCAGAACCCACUUGCUUUGGACACCCCUCCUCCUCCUCCUCGAUACCUCCCCCCCUUUCCGUUUUGCCUGCCACCCCUCUCUCCGGACGACCGGUCGGCCGUGUUUCGUGGUGGUGCACUCGCUCGUGCUCAGGGUAUUCCGACUCCCGCUCGGUUCCCGGUGUGGACUGGAUUCCAGCGCUCUGACCAAGGAUGUUUUCCAAGCGACACCAGCUUGUGACGGACUCUUCCUCGUGCAAGGAUUUGUACGGCUUUGAUGGCACGCAAAGAGAUGCAAAAUGCAACUGUGUUGGUUAUUUUAAGGUGUUUCUAAAGAUUUUUCUAUUGACAAAGUUUAUAUUUACUGAGCUUCUAAAGAAAAUGGUAGAAACUCAAAAGUUUUGUUUAGGGAAAGUUGACUUGUUAAAAAUUGAAUAAAAAUUAAAGUGCACUGAAACCAUAUGGCUUGUGAUUUAAAAAAAAAAAGAAUGCAUUAUAAAAAAAACAACAACACACGUGUUGGUUAAAGAAAUGGAUGGAAUCCAAUUAGAAAUGAUUUGGCCUUGUACUGGUCCAACAUACAAGUCCAGGAAUAUUUCGAGGGCAAUAUAUUUUGAAAUGGGAGUCCAAUCGGAGAAAUGAAUGAUACCUUUUGUGGCUAAAAUGAUAAACAGAAUACUCAUUAGAAUCCUCAGAAUUAUACAUGGUCUAGAAGAGGGGGGCAUCUCUUGGUCUAAGUAACUGGUUGAAGUUACUUGGGGCAAAAUAGCUCAUGGUCUUUCUUUUUGUUGUUGUUGGAUAAUAAGACGUGUCCAGACUAAUGUCACCACUUUCAUAAACGUGUUAGUUGACGUUUUUGCUCCACCAGUUUCCUUUUUUAUCUUGUUUCCCUUUAAGUUCAUGUUUGCAGUUACGGGUCUUUGAUAGCUGAAGACCACAAGCAAGCCGCAGAGUGCUGACCCUGCUUUUACACUUUAAUAAUACGUAGUGUUUAUACCACAUGGCCCAGUGUUACUUUAGAUUAUUCAAGUGCCUUUGGUCAUUGGUGGCAGCAAGACUUAAUGGUUUUUAGCCAGUGGUGCCACAGCCAGAUUUUACUGUAAUGUCUAAAGGGUCAAGUAGAGUUUUUGUACCACUAUCAUUUCAAAUUUGGGUGUUCUGCGGUGGAGCGAUCUGUCCUGGGCUGGAACUUGACAUAUGUAAUACUCAAUAUUAAGGUCUAUCUCUGCUUGGUAGCUUCUUAGGAGAAUAAUGAGCUGCAGUUUUGACUCUUGUGUUCUUAGAAUUUAAAUGGCAUAGCUUUCUGAAAUGAUUUUUUUUUCCCCAAGCUUAAUAGUCCAUUGUAGGAGCUUUGUGACUUUAAUUUCAGUGUUUUUGUUAAAAAGAAUAUUUUAUAUAUACACAUAUAUAUAUGACUUUAUACCACUUUCCCAGUAAAGCAUCAUAUUCUUUUAGUCACUAGUCAACGGUAAUGCAUUGUUACAAACACUCACAUGAAUAAAUAAAAGUGAAUAAUUGGAAGAUGGAGAGUGUUCACUUAUAUUUGUGUGAUAGGAAGCUUAUCUAUAUUCUUCUGGUUAUUAGCUUCCACUGCCAAUUAUAUUUCACUUAUAUAGGGUUUCUCCUCAUCCGUUUCCCCUCUCCCCCCUCUAUUAACUUAGGCUAACUAGCACCUGAGGGGAAAAAUUUUGUAUUUGUACCACUUCACUUUGUAUAUAGUUUUAUAAUAAUUAAGAAAUCUAAUGGCCAUAUUAGAAUGUAAUUUCAGCAUACAGCUUAUCUAGAUAGUUUCCCAGAGGAUUUUGAAAUCAGACUUAGCUGGGAGGAUAACUUUCCUCGGCACAAAACUGAAAACAUAUUCACGGACACCAUGCAUUUAUUGUAACUGAGAUGCUUAAUAUUUUUUCUCUCAUGCCUUGUUGCUUUAGUACACUUGAACUCACAUAAAUGCUUCUUUGGAUUACCUGGGCAGUCUGACUUCAGUUUGGAUCUAAUUGCCCUUCCUGAAUACAAUGUUUUUUAUCGGAUUGACUGAAAAAUUCAUGCCAUUUCUAGUUUGUAAAAAUGAUGUAAAUCAUUAUUUUUGCCAAGUUUAGCAUAUGUUACAACUUCUAAAAUGUGAAGAAACAACUAAUAUAGUUGAUUAGCAUAUUAAUAGGAAAGUGGAAGUAUUUUAUGGGUACUUUGGGGCAGAAUGUGAAAAUGAACUUGGCAUGGUGGCCUUUAUGGUGAGGCAACCGUUUACUGUCCUCUAAAGUGAGUCUGUAGCUUAGCUUGUAGAUAGUUUUUGUAAGAAAUCCUGUGAUCGUUAUUCAUUCUUUUACCUUCUCAUAUCUCAAAUGGCACAAGUAGAGAGGGGAAGCCAGAAGGAAGUGUAUCACCUUGCUAUGCUUCCAAUGAAUUUUUAACUCUUGAGUGCCUAAACGUGGUGACUGGCACCUCAAAUAACCUUUUGAAAUUCCCGAUGUCAUUUUUUAUCCUUCCUGUCAACCAGCAACUUAUUUUUAUGUUAUGAUUGUUGAGGGCAAGCUUCAUUGUUGAUAGUGCAAAGUGUCGUUGGGGUGUGUAUUUAUUUUGUCCAAGUUUGAGUACCCUAUUGGGCAAGUGUAACUUAAGCCAGUGGCUGACACCUAUUGAUUUGCUAUGUGCAAAUCUGAAAACUCUUUAAUAAAAAAAUAAAAAAAAAAUUAAAAAUAUUUGAAUACAAAAAACUGAGCAAUUUUGAACUCAAAGUUUUUUGUUGUUUUAAGGGUUGCCACAGCACCCUUUAAAUUGUGUUUUUUAAUGGACAUAUAUUCAUAAUAUUUUAUCUGUGUGUAAAAUAUUUCUUGAUGGACUGUUAUGUCUUAAGUGCAUUAUAAGGCAAUUAUUUGUAAUGGAAGUGAAUUCUUUUGGACAGUUUGAUGUGCAUAUGAGUAAGAUUUACAAUCUGGUUGUACUUUGCUUUUUAAUUUAUUAACUGUAAAUAAAUUUUAGAGAAUACA
Messenger RNA from Myotis myotis, 4341 nucleotides. It is a transcript of the gene CCDC71L, whose product is annotated as coiled-coil domain containing 71 like. The record is from RefSeq and is a predicted model, not a curated record. Lineage: Eukaryota; Metazoa; Chordata; Mammalia; Chiroptera; Vespertilionidae. The transcript has a single exon. Bases 301 to 996 code for a protein of 231 amino acids.